AUGGAAGUUGAGCUCAUUGAUCACCCUUUCAACCCGAGCUACAUUGAUGAACUCUAUGACUGUAGCUUUGAAUCUGAUUCCUCCUUCCAAACAUCGGAUUUGUUUACUCCAUGCACCACCAGUGUUGAUCGAAACUUGGACCACGAGUGCCUCGAUAGAUUGCAGCAAAUUGAAGCGCAGCUCAUGGACAUAGACUCGUCUAUCAGUGAAAGUGAUGUAAUCGAUGUCAAUGGUCUUGUUGGUAGUGUCCAUGUUUUGACAGAAGGAAACUCCCUUUUGAAGGAGAUUCAGAUAGAGUGGCUGGAAGAGAGCAGUUUAACUGAACUCUUAUUCGCAGGAGCUGAAGCUGUUGAAGCACAGAAUUGGGUUUUUGCUUCAAACAUAAUCGCAAAGCUCAACAUUCUUCUACUCGGUAGCGAAAAUGGAGACAACUCGUUCCACAAGUUGGCCAUGUUCUUCUCUCAAGGCCUUCAUUACAAGACCAGCAACUCUCCUCAAGUUCCCCACAAGCCAGCUGUUUCUAGAAACACAGACACAAUGUCUUCAUUUCAGAUGCUCCAAGAGCUCUCUCCUUACGUUAAGUUUGCGCAUUUCACAGCAAACCAAGCUAUUCUCGAGUCCACACAAGAGGAUGAAGACAUUCAUGUCAUCGACUUUGAUAUCAUGGAGGGUAGCCAGUGGCCUUCAUUGAUGGUUGACCUUGCAAUGAGGAAAGGUCGCCGCUGCGCUUCUCUCAGGGUAACUGCCGUCACAGUCGACCAACAAAGUGCCGCUCUUGCCCAACAAACCGGAAGAAGGCUUAAAGAGUUCUCGGAGUCUAUCAAUUUGUCAUUUAUUUUUGAUCAGAUGAUGGUGGCCACAGAAGAAGAUUUUCCAAAAAUCGAAGUUAUUGAUGAUGCAGUAAUAGCCAAUUGCAUGAUUCACCAGCUUCACAUGCCGAACAGAAGUAUCUCAUUUGUGAAGACCUUCUUGGGUGGCAUGAGCAAGCUAUCACCUAAGCUCAUUGUCCUAGUACAAGAAGAGUUGUUCAACUUUUACAAAAUGCCUUCAAUGUUCUUUGCAGAGUUCUUCUCCGAGGCUCUCCAUCACUACAAUGCGCUUUGCGACUCGCUUGUGUCUAGUUUUAGCCGCGAGUACAAAAUGGGGCUAAGACAGAUAGAGAAAGAGGUAUUGGGGGUCAAGAUUUUAGAAAGUGUCAGGCAGUUCCCAUGUGAGAAGGAGGAAAGAAUGUUGUGGGAAGAUUGUUUUGCUUCCUUGAAGGGCUUCAAGUCUAUCCCUUUGAGUUCUUCUAAUGUUUCUCAAGCCAAAUACUUGGUGAGUCUGUUCCAUAGGGGAUAUUGGGUGCAGCAUGAGAAGGGCAGGUUAUCUUUGUGUUGGAAAUCAAGACCUCUGACAUCUGCUUCCAUUUGGGUGCCCUUAACAAAAUAA
Fragaria vesca subsp. vesca is the source of this 1428-nucleotide messenger RNA. RefSeq names its product nodulation-signaling pathway 2 protein-like. Gene Ontology annotation, cellular component: nucleus. NCBI's taxonomy places the organism in Eukaryota, Viridiplantae, Streptophyta, Magnoliopsida, Rosales, Rosaceae. The transcript has a single exon. Gene Ontology annotation, biological process: regulation of DNA-templated transcription. The coding region runs from base 1 to 1428 and encodes 475 amino acids. Gene Ontology annotation, molecular function: sequence-specific DNA binding; DNA-binding transcription factor activity. The record is from RefSeq and is a predicted model, not a curated record.